Molecule: messenger RNA, 1050 nt
Organism: Brettanomyces nanus
Lineage: Eukaryota; Fungi; Ascomycota; Pichiomycetes; Pichiales; Pichiaceae
Exons: 1
Coding region: 1-1050 (349 amino acids)
Biological process (GO): mitochondrial translation
Cellular component (GO): mitochondrial small ribosomal subunit
Molecular function (GO): structural constituent of ribosome
Source: RefSeq, a predicted model, not a curated record
AUGCUGCAAAUUAGAGGAAAUGCUGAAUUAUUUAACGGAUCAGCCAAUGCAGUCAAACUUAUUACUCGAGGUCAAGUGAGUCAGGUGCGUUACAGACGUACUUUGGCAUAUCCCUUCUACUCCAAAGCAGGUAACAUUCCUCCACCACGUCACGGCAGAAAACAGACGGUGUUUAAACGACUCAUGGAUGAGUUUUUGGGCCCUAAGAACUACAAGGGAGAUUAUUAUCUGAAUAAAUACGCCUACCCUAACCAGAAUCACAGCACUAAUUACAUAGAUCCAUCCUCGGAGAGAGGUAACUCUUUACUCAAGGCCAAACAAAGGGAUGCAGUCAGCAGUACGGAGAAGACUGAGGAGGGAGUGGAUUUUUCGAGAGACGAGGGAGGCCACGGUCGUCAGAGAAGACCUUUGCAACCUUUCCCAAUGAACUCGCACUGCUUUACGGACGUUCAAAUCAGUAAAGAAAUGAAGGAACAGAUAGUAAAUGAUGUGGUUAAAUUGAAAAUGCCUUCACAAAAUGUGGCAUUGAAAUAUGGAUUAAAAAUCCAGAGAAUUGAGGCAAUAGUGAAGUUGAGCCAAGUGGAAGAUAGCUGGAAGAAAGCUGGACUGAUAACAAAGGAUUUGCAACGAAUGAGCGACGUUAUGUACAAUAUGUUCCCAUUGUAUGAUGCAUCCAAGAAUGGAGAGAACUUGACUGAAAUUCCUAUUCCAGAGGAGACCACUCAAUCUAGGUUCGUCACUAUUGCUGAAUCUGAGCCAUUCGGGCCUGUGGAUGCUGCCAGGGAGUUUGGUCUAGAGCCUGCUGCCGUUACUUUGCAGAAGCUUUCUGAAGGUGGAGAGCACUCAGCACACAGUAAUAGGGCUUCUCACGGUACAGACACCAAGUCCUUUGUCGCCAAGAUGCACGAGGGAGAUAGAUCUGCUUUUAGAUUUACUGACGUUAAGGUGGGACAAGUGGGUUACAGGUACGGUAAGUCUUUCAGAGAUAAUAGAAAGGACAGAAAGAUCGGUUUCGAUGCUUCGGGUAAGAUGGUUUACUUGCUUGAUUAG